AUGCUACUUGCAUCUACUGCACGAUCCCUCUUCUCACUUGAAGGUGAUAAGCACUCACUCUAUCCAUCCAAGUCACAAGAAUGUGAUCAGUUCAAGUCUCAUGUGCGCAAAUUGCUCUGGGUUGCCUAUGCUAUCGAUAAAGAACUAUGUCUACGUACUGGUCGUCCUCCCACUUUACCAGAUGAUGAAUGCGAUCUUGACCUUCUCGAUGUGUCAUGUCGCUAUGAAAAUGGACCGAAAAAUUUGGGACUUAUAGGAUUUUUCCCUACCCAUCUUCCACUCAGCAUGCUUCAGUCGCAUAUAUAUACCGAGCUAUAUUCAAUAAAAGCACAGAGAAAGUCAGAGACAGAGCUACUGAUGUCGAUCCGAGAGCUUGAUCGCGGGUUAGAGGAAUGGAGGAAUGCGAUUUCCGUCGCUGAGCACCAGGUCUAUAAUGAUAUAACCGAAUCAGAAUAUAGGCUCAAAUUACAUACUCGAUUUGAAUUGCUACAAAUGCAGCAUCGUUAUUGUGUGAUUGCAGUCCAUCAAUCUGUCAGUCGCUGUAGGCUACACAUCAAUGAGCAAAACUUGAAGAUCUCCAUGGCUGGGAUUGAUUCGAGCCUUCAAGUUGCUGUCAAUGAAAGCCGCUUGCUGUUGGAGAACAUCAACACAGCAAACACUGGAUUUAGGUUUGACCGUGACACCUUUUGGUAUGUGAUUCAGAGAGGUUUUAUUGUUCAUAUUCCAAAGCUAUCAGCUCUCUUCGUCGGAAUGUUUUCUCACAAUGGAACCGAACUCUAG
This is a messenger RNA of Penicillium malachiteum, 780 nucleotides long. Its product is annotated as fungal specific transcription factor domain-containing protein. Gene Ontology annotation, molecular function: DNA binding; zinc ion binding. Bases 1 to 780 code for a protein of 259 amino acids. NCBI's taxonomy places the organism in Eukaryota, Fungi, Ascomycota, Eurotiomycetes, Eurotiales, Aspergillaceae. The record is from RefSeq and is a predicted model, not a curated record. The transcript has a single exon. Gene Ontology annotation, biological process: DNA-templated transcription.